CACAAUAAGAGUCCCCUCUGUGGAAAGAAUAAAGGCUGGAUGUGUAGAGAAACAGAGUAAGACUGAUCUGGAUCAAUCCAUUCAUUAAAGAACCUGAACCAUUUUCUAUCCACCUCUGUUGGUUCACUAAUCCUUUCAGUCUCCGAGUGGAGCCGAUCAGCAGCGGCCAGAUGCGGUGCCGGGAGGACUCGAUUUCCUACCUGAGCUGGGCUCUGGUCUCCGGGGGCGUGGUCUACCUGUGGCACCAGACCCGGCGCCACACGCAGUACGGCCGCUACGUGCCGGCGGAGGGCCGCUGCUGUCCGGCCCGGUUGGCCUGGUUCCUGCAGGAAGUCCCGGCCUUCCUGCUGCCGCUGUUGCUGCUGCUGCUCACCGACGGGCCGGACACCGGAGCCGGGACCGGGACCGGGACGACGCUGCUGCUCUGCACCUUCAUGCUGCACUACUUCCACAGGAGUUUUAUCUACGCCCUCCUGACCAGAGGACGACCCGUCCCCCUGGUAAUCAUUGUCUGUGCCGCCAUCUUCUGCUCGCUCAACGGCUUCUUGCAGGGACACCACCUGCUGCACUGUGCCCAGUUUGAACACACCUGGCCGGAGCACGCUCGCCUGGCUGCAGGUUUCCUUCUGUUUGCUGUUGGUAUGAUCAUCAACAUCCACAGUGACCACAUCCUGCGCAGCCUGAGAAAACCUGGAGAGAUCAUCUACAGGAUCCCCCGAGGGGGGAUGUUUGAGUUUGUGUCUGGUGCAAACUUCUUUGGGGAGAUCGUGGAGUGGUGUGGUUACGCUGUGGCGGUGUGGUCUUUACCAACCUUCGCCUUCGCCUUCUUCACAGUCUGCUCCAUCGGUCCCAGGGCCUACCAGCACCACAGAGACUACCUGCAGAGGUUUGAGGAUUACCCUCGCUCCAGGAAAGCUCUGAUUCCUUUCAUCCUGUGACGACAGGAGAGACAAACCGUUACACGUCCAUCAGCCUCAUCACAGCACAGCUGACACAUGAAUGAAGAAAGACAUGAAGUAUCCAGAUCCUUGACUGGAGUGAAAAUACUCCAUUACACGGUUCUGCAUUGGAACUGUCACUUCAGUAAAAGUUAAAUGGAGGAAACGUUCUCUGAGGAACCAGAACUGACAGAUCAACCUCACCACGACUCUUUAUUUUAAUUUAAGAGAAGCAGCAAAUCUUCAUCAUAACAGAUACUUAAGCAACUAGUUUACCUUUCUGUCAACUGACUAAUCAAUUAAUCAACUGAUCAGCUUUAGUCUCAUCUUACUGGGUUUUACAUGUAUAUUAUCUAAACUUUUUCAUGUCUAAGUCUGUUGAUGCUGCUGGAACUGUGAAUUUCCUGUGCGGAUUAAUAAAGUAUCUAUCUGUCUAUC
This is a messenger RNA of Lates calcarifer (barramundi perch), 1376 nucleotides long. RefSeq names its product steroid-5-alpha-reductase, alpha polypeptide 2a (gene srd5a2a). NCBI's taxonomy places the organism in Eukaryota, Metazoa, Chordata, Actinopteri, Centropomidae. Gene Ontology annotation, molecular function: 3-oxo-5-alpha-steroid 4-dehydrogenase activity. The coding region runs from base 171 to 938 and encodes 255 amino acids. The record is from RefSeq and is a predicted model, not a curated record. Gene Ontology annotation, cellular component: membrane. Gene Ontology annotation, biological process: steroid biosynthetic process. The transcript has 6 exons.